AUGCGUGAAUUAUCUUCAAGUGAAUCUGGAAAGGCUGAAUUGGUGAAAAGUCGAUUAUCAAAAGAUGAAGGAAGAAAUCAAAGAAAUGUAUUUGUACUAAAGACAAUAUACAAAGCAGCUGCUAUUAGAACGAGAAAAUCAAUCACAUCAUUGUACAUCUUAAGAUUGUAUUUACCUGGAGGAACUUUAUCAGAUCUGAUGAUCAAACGUCAAGAGUUCAAUUCAAACUCAAUUGAAGAUCAUGAAGAUAAACCGAUUGUAAAACAAUGGAUCAUGGAAAUCGUUUUAGGCCUCCAUACAUCAUUGGGGGUUUGGUUAGUAGAUGCAGUAAGAGAUUCAAUUAGUGGAUCAAAUGGAAACAGUAUUGAAUCAAACUCAAGUAAGAAAAGACCUGAAAGUUAUCCAUGUGUGAUUGCAAAUUUUGAUGAAAUUAGAUAUUGUCAUUUAGUGCUCAAUAUGGCGAUGUCAGAAAAAACAUUUCAAGAAGCAGCUCAAACUUCUGGUGCUAGAGCUAGACAUGAUAGGUUUGAAGAAGGUGUAAUUGAAGUUAGAAAAUAUGAUUUAAUGAGUUUUGGACAAAAGUUACAUCUUAGUCCUUAA
Melampsora larici-populina 98AG31 is the source of this 600-nucleotide messenger RNA. RefSeq lists its product as uncharacterized. Gene Ontology annotation, biological process: DNA replication initiation. Lineage: Eukaryota; Fungi; Basidiomycota; Pucciniomycetes; Pucciniales; Melampsoraceae. The coding region runs from base 1 to 600 and encodes 199 amino acids. The transcript is spliced from 6 exons. The record is from RefSeq and is a predicted model, not a curated record.